AUGGAUAACGAAUUUGCGGAAUUUGAAGACAUGGAAAUGGAAUAUAUGAGUGAACAAGAAAUUACUCUAAAGCCACACGGAGAAGCUAAUAAAGGCCCUAGGGACAAGUCAGCAACCGUUGAUGAUAAUGAUGAGGACGAGUUUACUGACGAAGAUGAAUUCUCGAGACCUAUAAAAAAGGCCCAUCAACAAAAGACUGAAUCAGAAAUUUUGCCACAGCUCAGAUUUGCUGAUGUACCGGCUCAUUUUCGUUCGAAUUGGGCAUCAUAUCAGGUGGAAGCUUUGGUACUGUCAGUUCUGGUACUUUACAUGUUAAAUUAUAUUUUCGGUCGUGCUAGAAAUCGAAAUAUUGCAAACAAAUGGUUUAUGGAUGCAACCUCACUUCUGGAAGAGCAGUUUACACUUGUAGGAGAUGAUGGUACAUCGGAAAACUUGAGAGAAGGUCAUAUGCAUAAAGAAACUGAUUCUAUUUAUACGAUUUGGUGCUCAGGUCGAGUUGGUUGUCAGGGAAUGUUAAUUACUUUAAAACUGGUAAAACGACAGGAUUUAAUCCACGUCGUCAUGAAUCUUAUCCGACCAAAGGAAGAUAAGGUUAUAAUACGUAUUGAUGUGGACAACAACGAAAUGGAUUCAUUUGUAUUUGCUAUUGGGCAGCGGAAAUUAGUGACCAAAGCAUCCAAAGAAAAGAUGGACCUUAGUUUGUUCACAAUAGAACGGAAGGGAGUGGAUAGGUUGGGACUUCCUUCUUCGAUUGUGGUUUAUGCAGAAAUGUUUGAAGCUGUUAAUGCAAUUAUCGAUCCAGCGGUGUUAUCAAUGUUUCGAAAAUAUGAAAAUGCUAUUGAUUACUUUCAUUUUUCAGAUCAGUAUUCAGGUUAUAAACCCUCGGAUGGUGAAUCAUUUGCGCGGUUACCAGAAACUAGUCGAGUGCUGUUUUUCGCUUUCAAAAUGAGUAGUGAUAUAGUAGAAAUUGACGCACUGUUGCGAAUGGUUUUUCAUUGUUUCGAGAAAAUAAGGCGUUAUCGACUUUCAAGAGAAGGCAAACUGAAGGCAGACAAAAAACGUCAAAGUGUACAGGAAGCCUUCCUAAAAACAACACACCAGGCAAGGCAAGAAGCAGCUCAAGCUCGUCGAGAGGAGAAAACAAGAGAACGCAAACAACGCCUUCUAGAGGAGGAAGAUCCCGAAAAGCAGCGACGGCUGGAGAAAUUAGAACAGAAACGUGACAUGAAAAUGCGGCAGCCAAAAAUGAAACAGUUAAAAGUGAAAUGA
Brugia pahangi is the source of this 1269-nucleotide messenger RNA. NCBI's taxonomy places the organism in Eukaryota, Metazoa, Nematoda, Chromadorea, Rhabditida, Onchocercidae. The record is from the annotation of a GenBank genome assembly.